CAUCCUCCAGGGCCGCUGGAGUUCGCGGGAAACCGGCUGUAAUCGAGAAACAGCAAGCUUGAUAGGCCCCGGGAUAAAACAGCCGUGUUUAAUACCAAAUCAGUAUUUCAGUUACUCGUUUUUACCCUUUUUGAACUGUAACGGUUGGAAACGUAGCGGUGACACUGCCUCAAAUCGCCGCCUUUCCACGUCUGCUGCCCCGGCUGUUAUGCUAACACCCGACGCCUCUAAGCUAGGUUGCCUCGUUGGCUAACAGGAACACUGUGCUUCAUGCGACAAGACACAGAAAAUACAGCCGACCUGAAAGAGACAAAGGGCUGUCGCUGUCUGACACGGACAGACUGUUGACAUGUUCAACUUGGAGCGCUUUCGUUAUGACAAGAAGGGAGCGACGACGACAAACAAAGAGCAGGAGAGCGGGUCCAAAAGUCCAGAGUCUGAGAAGGAGAACAAGCCAGCUAAGAUGAAACCUGUGAAAACCCCAUCAAAGUCCCAUGCCCGAGGAGUGGUGUUCGAGGAAGUCAUCUCAAUCGACUUGGAGGAGGAUGAGCGACUCCCUGAAGUAAAGUCCAAAACACCACACAGCAGGAAGUCCAAGAGUCCCAAAGGGAAGUCAUCGAACAAUGUGGCAUCAUAUCACACAGAUGACGAGGACAAUGAAUUGGAGGAGAAAAUGAACAGAAUACUGGAGAUAUUUCCUCAUUUGCCAAGGACAGAGCUGCUUGAGAUCAUUGGGAGCACAAGCACAUUGGACGGGGCUGUAGCUGCAUGCCUUUUAAAGUUUGGGGAUAAAGAAGCUCCACACCAAGGCAGGAAGAGAAAGCAGGAUGGAUCCAGCAGUUCUCAGGACAGUGGUGACAUUCAACCCAGCAAGAAGAGUAAGCCAUCAGAAGAACUGACUUCUGAUGAUGAGGAUGAUGACGACAAAGAGCCAAACUGGGAGAAGCAGGAAGCCAUGGUCAGAAAACUGCAGAAAAAGUUUCCUGAUCAGGACAAGGAGGAGCUGCGGAUGGUGCUGCAGGAACACGACUGGAAUGUUGAGGAUGCUCUGCAGGUUCUACAGAUGUUCUCAGACCCAGAUAAUACCAGUUACAGCUCACCUGAUACAGAAGAAAAGAAAUCCAGUAAAGAAAAGAGCAAAGACAAGACAAGCAAGAACCACAGGAAUCUGAAACACCACAAAGUCAGUAAAAGUAGGAGAGGUCAAAAGGACUCUAAAUACCACAGAAAUGUUAGUGAAUCAGAGGAGGACAGUAAAGAUGAUACAGAUGCUACAAAGGACAGCGAAGAAGAGUCAGACUCAGACAACAGUGAUGGCCCUGAAAAAAGGAGUAGCACUUCCACUUUGUCCUCAUGGCUCAAGAAAUGCUCUGAUUUCGUACCUUCAUCCUCCUCUGUCAAGAAAACAACUACCUCAGCCCCCCCGAAGCCAUCCUCUUCUUCCUCUACUGCCCAGAUGUUGUCCAGAUUUGCCAGUGGGACCAGUAUAGCUAAGAAGCAAGCGGCAGAGAGAAAGAGGAAGGCGCGUGCCUCAAACGAACAUGUCAGUUCUGAGGGGGAAAAUGACGAUGAAGAGGACACUGUUAGCACUGAGUUUGAGGACUCUGACGAUGAGCUGGACACUGAAAGUGGCAUGACAGACCUGAAGAAGGAAAUACUGAAGUUCUUCCAGGAUGCAUCGAUCGACGAGCUGACGCUGAUUGCGGGGUGCUCUGUUAAAAAGGCCCAGAAGAUUGUGGAACUGAGGCCCUUUGACAGUUGGAAGAGUCUGGUUGACGUCUUCCACAAGGACAAUGGACUGUCGGAGAACUUACUGCUGGGCUGCAGAGUCGUCCUCAAAGAGCGGAACAUUGUCCUGGGGCUGAUGUCCAAAUGUGAGACCAUUGCAUCAAAAAUGGUCAAACAGGUUACUCAGCUGACGGACAGGGGCACAGGAGCCACUAAACAGCCCACCCUGCUUAACAGUCAGUUCCAGUUGAAACCCUACCAGGUGAUUGGUCUAAAGUGGCUGCUGCUUCUGCAUGAGCACAAACUGAGUGCUAUCCUCGCUGAUGAAAUGGGUUUGGGGAAAACAAUCCAGGCUAUUGCAUUUCUGGCCCAGCUAUAUCAGAAUGGAAUAGAGGGUCCUCACCUCAUCAUUGUGCCAGCCUCUACAUUGGAUAACUGGGUCAGAGAGCUGAAGCUUUGGUGUCCAAGCCUCAAAGUGCUCGUCUACUGCGGAUCUGUGGAGGACCGCCGCUACCUCAGACACGACCUCCUCAAUGAAGAUGUUGAGUGCAACGUCAUUGUGACCACGUAUAACAUGGCCAUAGGUAAUGACAGCGACCGUGGCCUUUUCCGUAAGCUGCCUCUGAAGUAUGCAGUGUUUGACGAAGGUCACAUGCUGAAGAACAUGAACUCUCUGCGCUACCGCCACCUUAUGGCUAUAAACGCAGAGCAUCGCUUGCUGCUGACAGGAACGCCUUUACAGAACAACCUCUUAGAGCUGAUGUCUCUCCUGAACUUCAUCAUGCCUUCUAUGUUCUCUAGCUCCCAUUCACAGCUCUCCAAAAUGUUUUCUAUGAAAUCCCAUGAGGAGCAGAGCCGCUUCGAGAGGGAUCGUAUUUCUCAGGCCAAACUCAUCAUGAAACCUUUUAUCCUGCGAAGAGUCAAGAACGAGGUCCUCAAGCAGCUGCCAGCCAAGGAGGAGAAGGUUGAGUUCUGUCCAAUGAGUGAGAAACAGCAGGUUCUUUACCAGACUCUGUUUAAAAAACUCAAGGCCUCCAUCAAUGGCGAGAAGCGUGAGUUGUGUAAUGUGAUGAUGCAGCUGAGGAAGAUGGCCAACCAUCCUAUGCUUCAUAGACAGUACUACACCACAGAAAAGCUCAAAGCCAUGAGCAAACUCAUGCUCAAGGAGCCAACCCACUUUGACGCAGAUGCUGCUCUGAUCCAGGAGGACAUGGAAGUGAUGUCAGACUUUGAGCUGCAUCGUCUGUGCCAGCAAUACUCCUCCAUCAGCUCCUACCAGCUUGAAAACAAUGUCCUGCUUGACUCUGGGAAAUUCCACCACCUCACAGAGCUGAUGGCCUCACUUAAAAACAAGGGAGACCGAGUGGUAUUAUUCAGUCAGUUCACCAUGAUGCUGGACAUUGUGGAGGUGCUGCUGAAACAUCUUAAGCAUCGUUACGUCAGACUGGAUGGAUCCACCCCCAUAGCAGAAAGGAUUGUGUUGAUCGAUGAGUUCAACACAGAUCCUGACAUAUUUGUGUUCCUGUUGUCAACACGUGCUGGCGGCCUGGGCAUCAACCUCACCUCAGCCAAUGUUGUCAUCCUACACGACAUCGACUGCAAUCCUUACAACGACAAGCAGGCAGAAGACAGGUGUCACCGCGUCGGCCAGACCAAGACUGUAAAGGUGAUUAAGCUGAUCAGUAAGGACAGCAUAGAGGACUGCAUGCUGCAGCUGAGCCAGAAGAAACUAAAGCUGGAGCAGGACAUGACGGCUGUUGACGGUGAUGAUGGGACCAUUCCUGAAGAUAUGGCAACUUUGCUCAAAGCCUCACUGGGACUGUGAUGCGCAAACACACAAAACUGUAGAGUGUACAAACACAUUUUUUGAUGGCAUUCCUGUGACUCUGGGCAGACUUGAGUGUUCCGACUGAACACACACACUUCUGUGUCUAUACUGGAAAACUACUGAGAACCAUAUGCUGCCAAGUUCUGUUAUUGAGAUCUGAUUUACUCCGUAGUGUGGCAGCUGUGCCUAAAACACUAUUUUUUUCAUGCAUACAGUUACAGUUUUUGCUCCUACUUUGACAUGAGAUCAAUAUAUAAAGGAAGAACAAAAAUGUUGCCUUUAGAAUUGUAUGCACGCCACACGUUACACACACGUUAAAACUUGAAAGAAAGUGGUGUUUAGAAGUUCAGACCAAACUGUCAGUGAUGCAGCAUGUGUUGAGACUGCACCAUGGCACUUGUUUAAAUAAAAGUAUCAUUGAAGUUCCCAUAACUCUGCAGUCUUAUAUUCACAUUCAGAUAAAGACAUGCAGGAAAGGAAAAUGAUGCUUACUGGCAGUCUGUGGUGUAUGAACUAUUCCAAGGUCUUUCUGUGUGAAGAGAUGGAGGAUGGUAGAUUUUUAUAACCAUCCUUCCUACCUGACACUGUUGCAUCUUGCCUAAUGUACUUGCUCUUACUUGCCAGGUCUUUAAAAAAAAAAAAAAGAAACUUAACAUCAAAGCAUUUUUGCUGCUUUAUUUUACAGCAACAUUUAACAGCAGCCGAUAUGACAACUAUACAGAACAUGUUGCUGCUCCUCUGAUACCAGAACUAAUCAAACAUUUUGACAGUUUUGGUUGCCUCACGAAAUCAGCCAAGUAUCUGGAAAAUUGUAUCUCUGUAGGUGUUAUGUGUUGAGUUUCAUCCAAAUGAUUUAAUUUUAAAGGUCUAGUGUGCAGGAUUUAGCGGCAUCUAUUGGAAGAAAUGGUGUGUAAUAUGUUUUUAUUAGUUAAUAGUCACCAGAAAAUACGUAUAGUUGUGUUUUCAUUGCCUUGUAAUGAGCGGUUUAUAUCUAGAUACAGAAAGGGUUCUCCUCCAUGGAGUCCGCCAUGUUGUUCUACAGUAGCCCAGAAUGUAGAAACCAAACACUGGUUCCAACUGGGGCAUUGAUGUUUUCAUGUUUUCACAUCAGCCACCGUAGUUGCUCACGCAGAAGAGAAGUUUCAGUUCUGCAACCUCACCUCUAGAUGCUUCUAAAUCUGACACACUGGACCUUUUAGUCAUCUUUUUGGCGAAGGCUGAUACAUGGUAUUGUGGGUGUAGUCAAUAAGUUUCGUACACAAAUAUCCCAGUUUUUCUAGUGUGUAAAUCUAGAAAAACUACAGCAAAAAUAAAAAAAACAAUGUCUUUAGUAAGAACAGUGCUUGAAUUGGUUUCCUCACUGUUUCUACUCCUUUCAAUAUCUCGAGCUGAGCGACACAGAAGAUGGUGAUUUAAUGAAGCAGCUGCAGCAUUUAUGUACUGUAUAAGUGGCUAAUGUGUUGUAAGUGUACGUGUAAAAGCUUUUACUAUACUUUGUAUGUUUUUAAGGUUCCUGUAUGAACUGAAUAAUAAAAGUUGGAAUAAA
This is a messenger RNA of Epinephelus lanceolatus (giant grouper), 5102 nucleotides long. It is a transcript of the gene smarcad1a, whose product is annotated as SNF2 related chromatin remodeling ATPase with DExD box 1a. The record is from RefSeq and is a predicted model, not a curated record. Gene Ontology annotation, molecular function: ubiquitin binding; ATP binding. Lineage: Eukaryota; Metazoa; Chordata; Actinopteri; Perciformes; Serranidae.